UGCUGUGGGUCCUUUAAAUCAAAAUCAAGUCUGUUCCUGGUUCGGCGUCAGCCUGUGCCACCCGGCGGCAGGUGCCACGCUGACACCAGAGCUUCAUCCUCGGAGCUUCAGGCACUGAUGGGGAGGGGCCGGGGCGGUGUCCUGCCGAGGACAGACCGCCAGAUGGGACACAGGACAUCCCUGGCCCACAGCCGUAGACACCAGGGCCAGCUGCCCCGGAAGUGGGCCCUUCCAGGAGUGCCCUCGUGGUGGACGGGUCCGUGUGUGAUGUUAGGCUUCUGAUCACCCCCGAGCACCUGUGUCUCCUCGUCCUGGGCACGCGGCCUCUGGUGUAGGCGCCACCACCCCUGGCGACAGCCGUGUCCCCGCAGCAGGAGUGCAAGGGGCCCCUGUGGGUCUCACAGGCUCUCAGAGCCUCUUCAUCGAUACCUGAAGCUCAGCACAGUGAAGGAGCUGCAGAAGGUCCCCCAGUCCGAGCGGCGCUUUAGAACGGGCGCUGCACGGUGAGCCCCAAGCAGCAUUUCCUGUUGCGUGUCAUUUCUGCAGAGUGGCACUUUCAGACACACUGGUAAGUCUGGGUUAAUCCCUGGCUUGGGCUGAGCUGUCACACAGGGUGUGUCUCACCCUGGGGCCGUCGUGGCAGCCUGGGUGUCACUGCAUUGCACCCAGCUGACACCUCAGGGUCUCAGCUUCUCCUUAGCGCUGUCCUUGUCAUCAUGGACUUAGUUAUGUAGCCGUACCGGGGAGCGAGCCCAGGCCUUCACACGGAGCUAAAUCCUCAGCCCUUUUUAAGCCCAGUGAGACUGGGUCUCUGCCUCGGCAGCUCGCCCAGCCGAGAGUCCCUCGGUUCCCCUGGGGCUGGCCCAGCCGUGAGGGGGGUGACAUGAUAGACAGCGGAAGCCCGGUGCUUCUGGAACAUCUGUGUGUUGUUCACACACAGGAAGGUAAAGCUGAGGUUUUUAAGGUUCUCCUUGACACUGAGUUGUUAUUUUGGGGGACGGCGCGGGCCACAUGGGAUGAUCAUGGGCUUCGAGUUGGCAGCAGUGGGCCGACACCUGUCCUGCUGGACGCAGCCCCACGGGCGAUCUUUUGUCCCCCGCCCCCCACAAUGUCUGGGUCCAGCAUGAUGAGAACAAGCCAGCAGCGCCUCCCGCAAAGCGUCAGCACUGGCGAGGAGCCGCCUUUCCACCUGGCUUCCUGACUUCCUGCUACACACCUCUCCACCUCCCUUGCGGUCCUGCCACCACUGCCCUCAAGACUGUCCCGCUCCAAGGCAUCACAAUGGCCACAGCCCCCCAGGCUCGGAGCUCUAUGACAUCACCAGUAGCCAGUGCCCUGAAGAGGACAGAGUCACCAUGCACGCACACUGCUCACCAUGCGGGUGCUAAGUGGGCUGCUGUUCUUGUCUCUGUACCUCUCCUACGGAGAUGCCUUCAUAUUCUCUCUGAGGGAGAAAGCCAAGGAGCCCCCGGAGAAGGUGCCCUGUGGGGCGCACUCCCGGGUUAGACCCAACUUCCCCAUGUAUGCGCACGGCUGGCUGGCGAACAAGUGGCUCUGGCUCUUCUUCGUUAUUGUGCUGUACAUGAUCCUGAAGUUUCGGGGGCACAGCGGGAAGACUAAGGCCAAGGAGCAGAAUCUUUCUGGGCUUCGAGGCAGUCCAUUUCGCUCUCCACUUAAGAAAAAACAACAUGGCUGCUCAAGCAAAAACCAUGCGUUUACUACCUUAACCAGCUUUGAGAAGGACCUUGUGCAAUUUCUGUCCAAAGUACGGAAUCUUAAAGCAGUCUUGACAACUGGCAAUAACACCCGGGUGCACAGCCCAGAGCUUCCCGUAGAUCCGCAGAACUGUGUCACGAUAUAUGAAGUAUGGGGAGAAAUGCCUGAAUGAAUGGAUUUGUGUGUCGGCAGGAGAGAAGACGUUGGGUGUCGACAGACAAUAUCCAAACUAAUAAAACUGUUCUGAAGAAAGGA
Molecule: messenger RNA, 1971 nt
Organism: Chinchilla lanigera (long-tailed chinchilla)
Lineage: Eukaryota; Metazoa; Chordata; Mammalia; Rodentia; Chinchillidae
Product: protein FAM209B
Exons: 2
Coding region: 1376-1888 (170 amino acids)
Source: RefSeq, a predicted model, not a curated record